AUGGUGAGAAUUGAGAAAGAAUUUGGAGAAGAAGGAACUGAAGUAGUCACUCUCUUGACAUGGAAAGCUAGCCUUAACAACCAGAGCCAAUCUCUUCUAUCAUCUUGGGAUGCAAGCAACCAUUGCAGUUGGGUUGGAAUUGGAUGCAACAAAGCCAGUAGAGUCACCCAUAUAGACCUUGAGAAUUACGGUUUGAGAGGUACACUUUUCAAUCUUAACUUCUCUUCCUUCAUUCAUCUUGUCAGCCUUGAACUUUAUAACAACUCAAUCCAUGGGACCAUUCCCUCAAACAUUGGUAGCCUUGUGAGACUCACCUACCUAAGCUUGUCCUACAAUCGUCUUCCAGGAACAAUUCCAUCCGAAAUAGGAAUGCUUAGCUCUCUCAGGGAACACCUUUUGUAUUCUAACAAUCUUUUAGGUCCAAUACCUCCGUCUAUUGGAAACUUGGGUAAUUUAACCAAAUUACACCUUACCAAAAAUAAAUUUGUUGGACUAAUCCCUCUAGAAGUUAGGAUGCUAAGAUCUCUCAUUGAUCUCCAAAUGUCAAGGAACAAUCUCACUGGUUCAAUCCCUACUUCUAUACAAAACUUGGCCAACUUAACCAUUUUAAGCCUUUAUGAAAACCAACUUUCUGGAUCAAUCCCUGAAGAAGUCGGAUUGUUAAGGUCUCUACAUAAGUUGUCUCUCACUUUUAAUAACCUCAUAGGUUCAAUCCCUGCCUCAAUAGGGAACUUGACCAAUUUAACCAUCUUAUACCUUUAUGGAAACAAACUUUCUGGGUUUAUCCCUCAAGAAAUUGGAAAGCUUGUGUCUCUCAAUGAACUUGAUUUGUCAACAAAUAAUCUCACAGGUUCAAUCCCGACCCCUAUAGGGAACUUGGCCAACUUAACCAUUCUGAACCUUUAUGCCAACAAACUAUCGGGAAACAUUCCUUCUAGUAUUGGAAACUUAAAUAAGCUCAAACAAUUGAUUUUAUCAAGUAAUCAACUAUCUGGCUCCAUUCCUCUGUCAUUUAAUAAUCUUACACAUUUACAAAGCUUGCAGUUAGCUUUUAACAGGCUCACAGGUCAUUUACCACACAAUGUAUGCCUUGGUGGAUUGCUUGAAUAUUUUUCUGCAUCUGACAAUAACCUCACAGGUUCGAUCCCAAAAAGCUUGAAAGUUUGUGCUAGAUUGCAGACUUAG
Messenger RNA from Camellia sinensis, 1185 nucleotides. The record is from RefSeq and is a predicted model, not a curated record. NCBI's taxonomy places the organism in Eukaryota, Viridiplantae, Streptophyta, Magnoliopsida, Ericales, Theaceae.